Messenger RNA from Raphanus sativus (radish), 1079 nucleotides. RefSeq lists its product as uncharacterized. The record is from RefSeq and is a predicted model, not a curated record. Bases 142 to 909 code for a protein of 255 amino acids. NCBI's taxonomy places the organism in Eukaryota, Viridiplantae, Streptophyta, Magnoliopsida, Brassicales, Brassicaceae. The transcript is spliced from 2 exons.
GCCCAAUGGGCCUUGAAGUAAAAAUAUAUAAAACUCUACUUAUUCCAAAAAAAUAUUCCAAUAUCUCGCGAACGUCAUCGCCACUUUCCUUCCGAUCAAGUUUGCCGGAGUUGAUAUUCUGUUUUUGAUUAAUCGUCAGCGAUGGGAGGCCACGGCGGUUUGAACAUCCUGCCGCAGAAGCGGUGGAACGUGUACAACUUCGACAACAGAGAGAAAGUCCGCAAAGACGAGGAAGCCGCCGCCAAGGAAGCUCAGAUCCAGCGCGAGGAAGCCAGGAAACGCGACGCCCAGUCUCGUCUCGAGGUCCUCCGCAACGUCCGCGGCUUGGCUCCUCUCAAACGACCUUCUCCUCCCGAGGCAGACAAGGUCAAAGAUACUCCCGCUCCUCCCUCUCCCGCAAUUGCUUCAACCUCCGCGGCGAAGGCUGUGAAGAUUGCUGAGCCGGAGGAGCCGAAGACAGGCCACAUCAACCUCUUCGAAGGGAUUAAGAUCUUCGAUCCGAUCGAGUUACCGAAGAAGGAUGGCAAUAAGCCUGGGGAGGAGGAGGAUCACAGGAGGAAGAAGAUGAGGAAAGAAGCCGCCGCGACUGCGAGAGCCUCUGCGAAGGAUGCUGCAGCGAGAGCAGGGGAUCCGGAUGAGGAGAAGUAUAGGUUGGGGUAUGGUGUUGCUGGUAAAGGAGUGAAGCUUCCUUGGUACGUUGAGAACAAACGCAAGUAUGCAGAAGAUGAUAGAGUUGGUGGUGGUGAGGAGGAGGAUGGUAGAAGUGAAUGUAAGAAGAAGAAGAGUGGGAAGAAGAGCUUGAAGGAGCUGAGGGAAGAGCGGUUGAAGAGGGAGAGGGUUGAGAAGGAAAGAGAGAGGGCACUUUUCAGGAAACAGAGCCAGAGAAGCGGUGGCUUUUCACGUAGAUGAGAAAGCUUCAAGGUUUUUUUACUUAUAUAUUAAUUCACACUUGAUUAACAAAUUAGUUUCCAAAUUUAAUGCUUGUACUUCGUUUGUGUUUAUAGUUUGGAGUGUGAUAUUAAUUUACCAGUUGCUAGACACGAGCAUAUUUUGAAGUUCAGAGAAGCUUUGUUGUGUUA